Molecule: messenger RNA, 2773 nt
Organism: Wyeomyia smithii (pitcher-plant mosquito)
Lineage: Eukaryota; Metazoa; Arthropoda; Insecta; Diptera; Culicidae
Product: lipase maturation factor 2-like
Exons: 3
Coding region: 653-2596 (647 amino acids)
Biological process (GO): protein maturation
Cellular component (GO): endoplasmic reticulum membrane
Source: RefSeq, a predicted model, not a curated record
AACUAAACCUGCAGUUGAAGUUGUCCCACAAACCUGCAUCAGCCCCCACCGGAAGUUUCGAAUUUCAUCACUACAAACUGCUUAAUUUACAAUCAGAGUCACUGUAGCGGAAAUGGAAAACCAUUCUCGAGUGUUGUGGCCCGUUGCACUUGCAAUCCUUCCAAGAAAAGCCUCAUUUUCAUUACAACCGUAGCUGCGUUUAGAAGUAUUUUGUAUCCUUUAUCAGGAAAUUUCGGAUCGUGAAAAAUCUCAUUCACUAGCGAACGAAAAUUUAGUGAGAACCAUCUGUGGCCCUUCUGUAGUUAUUGCGUUUCACAAACUCUUCUCACUUUCCCCAGAGUGUCGCAUGUUGCACUUCAGCGCAUAGUGGAAGGUGAAGAACAGCAACCAAAUAAUAAUCGUAAAGUGUUUGUGUGUGUUGUGAGUUUGUUUAGUGAAUUCCGCCUGUUUACGAGGCCAAAAAUGCAUCAACUCGUGGGAUCGCUGUAAUGCUUUCCAGGCGGAGUAUAAAAUUGAACCAUCGCGGACUCUAAAGUUGAACUUUUUGAUAAGCAAGUGGUAUUAUCGAAGUAGGUCCGGAGUGAGUUGCUUCGUAGCAUUCGGUGGAUUUUUUUCGGUUGAUUGAGUGAAGUAAAAAUAAGUUUCUCACACAAUGAAACCCACGGAUAAUAAUGCUGCAGCUGAUGUCGGCCGACCCAAGGAUGACACCCCGGAGGGAGAACGCAGCUACCCGCCGCUGGUUAGAAAUCUGAUUUUACGGGCUAUGGGUGGUGUUUACCUAGUGGCUUUUUUAAGCUUCUAUGCCCAAGCUGACGGCUUGUUCAGCAACAGCGGCGUACUCCCGGCAAAUCGUGUCCUAGCCAAUGGAACCCUCAACGAGCGGAUGAAUUUUCUCCAGCUGGCACCACUGCUGGGACUCGAUACACAAUCCGCCAUCGAUCUGUUCUGUCUGGCCGGUUGUGCUGUCGCAUUUCUGGCGCUGGUAUUUGAAAAUCUGUGCCGACUGCCGAGCUUCAUAACGAUGUGGGUUUUGUACUUCUCGUUGGUUCAGAUCGCACAAAGCUUUCGACAACAGUCGGAUGAAUUACUGCUGGAGGCUGGGUUUCUUUGCAUUUUGCUGGCUCCUUCCAAGCUCAGCGAUCCGCGGGCUCCCAUCGAAGAUUUAGCACUGUUGCUGAUGAAAUGGUUGCUGUUUCGAUACGUAUUCGCAUCGGGAUCGGUAAAACUCGCCAGCGGAUGUCCUUUCUGGUGGGAUCUAACAGGAUUGAAGAGACAUUUCGAAACGAUGCCACUGCCGACUUCGUACAGUUGGUACACCUACCAGCAGCCGGACGGGUUGCAUAAGCUCAGUACGAUUUAUGUUUAUGUUAGCGAGAUAAUUUGCUCCUGGCUUUUCUUCGCACCAAAUCAGAAAGCGCGAAUGUUUGCCCUCUUAUGGCAAGUUUUCCUUCAUUUGAACAUCAUUGCGAGUGGAAACUACGGCUUUCUCAGUUUGAUUGUGCUAACGCUGCUGCUGACACUCGUCGAUGAUCGUCAGUUGGCGAGGACUGCGAAAAAGCCCCAGAGAGAGGACCGAACCGGGGCUUUAGUCGUUAAGGGGAUUGCUAUUUUGAUGGUUUUAGGAACUUGGCUGAUGUUUGGUGUUGGCUUCCGGAAUGGCGAAUUGGUGUUCAAACUGCUAUUCAAUCGAUCUCAGUACUUGAGCAUGAUGCAAAUGAUGGUACGAAUGGCACCGCUUAUGAUUGUGGGUUUGAUGGUGCAGAAGUUUAUUCGAAUAGUUACCAAAGAGGCGGGCACAACUAAUCUGGCCGAUGCCGUACCAAAGCUAACCGAAAACUGGCAACUGUUUCUACCCACGCUAGCAGCCGUCGGUAUUAUGUUCGCAUCGAUUGUGCCACAUUUUCGUUUGACCCAAUCCACUACAAUUGGCUCCCCGCUGGUCACGAGACCAUACGAUAGCUUGCACGGCCUCUACGUAGUCAAUCAGUACGGGCAACAUUUGAUUAAAAUGCGACCAAGGCGGUUGGAAAUAGUUUUGGAGUACUCGAAUGAUUUGGCCGGUCCAUGGCAGGAGUAUGGCUUUCAGUACAAACCCUGGCAGGAGGAGGGCUCGAUGCCUUACGCUUGGGUGUACUUUCCUCGUUUCGAUUUCAAAUUUUACGACGCCUCGAAUGCGAAACCCAGCACUCAGAAAUGGUUGUUUCCGAUGGUUCAACGGUUGCUACAAAAUGAACCGACAGUUUUACAGCUUUUCGACUCGAGCCAUGUUCCCGAGCUGGCGCCCAAGUACGUUAGGGCAUCCAUUUACCACUUUAGUUACACCUUGUGGUUUGGUGGAAAUAGCACUACUUUCUGGACUCGGAAUCGCGAAAGUGAAUAUUUUCCCGCCUUUUCGCUCGAUGAUGGUUUUCUGGAAACGAAACUGCGAGAUGUGGGUGUUCCCCUCGAAGCGGCACCCUCGGAAGCGUUCAAUCUUCCACUGAAGUGGCUGCUGGAUGUGGUAAGAAACUUUCUCAGUUUCUUCGAAGGAUCCUAUCUUGUGCUGGGAGUGUUGGCAGCUGCAGUUGUAAUGAUAAUCACACAGAAGAAAGACUAAAGCCGCGGUAAAUUUUUAUUCGAUGCACAUACCAUUGCACACCUGAUACGUCUAUUAUAGUUAGUGUACUUAGCCAUGUUUAUCCGCAGCGGAUGCUACGUUGUUUCACGCAAGAUGUAUUUUAAUGAACAAAAAAGUCAAUUAAAGUUGGGUACUAUUCCCGGUUAUACGAAACGA